AUGUGGAGGUUCUUCUGUUUGAUAUCGCUAUCCGCCGCAUUUUCGGUUCCUCGCUACUACAACUCUUCCCAUCACGAUACUUCAACUCAGAUGCCGAUGAAAGAAGUAGAUUCUACUGUUGUCCCUCUUCCAGCAAGAUGCAUUCCCGAACCUAAAGUAGUGUCUCUCAGAACAGGAGAGGAUUUAUCAUUGCAGUACUUUCCUAGCUGUACUAGAGUAGACCGUUGCGGAGGAUGUUGCACUUUAGAAGAAUUUUUUUCAUGCCAACCAACAGAAAUAGAAAUUUUAAAUAUGCGGGUGAUUAUUCAUAAAUACACUGGAGGUAAUAAGCUGAUGCCAGUUGGAACAGAAAUAGUCAAAGUCGAAAAACACCUGAAGUGCAAAUGUGAUUGCAUUGUUAAGGAAAAAGAUUGCAAUUCACUCCAAAAGUACGUCAAACAGCAGUGUAAAUGCAUGUGUAUUAAUGAUGAUGAGAAAGAAAAAUGCUUACAAGCUGAUCCUAAACUUAAGUUUUGGGAUUCAACUUCAUGUUCCUGUCAAUGCUUGAAUGUCAAGGACUGCACAACUGGUUAUGUAUUCAAUAAACACACUUGCAGCUGUGAAAGUGAGCAGAGGCAACCUGCUGGACAGCACAAUAAUGAUUUUUUCGGGAGAUAA
This is a messenger RNA of Nezara viridula (southern green stink bug), 657 nucleotides long. Lineage: Eukaryota; Metazoa; Arthropoda; Insecta; Hemiptera; Pentatomidae. The record is from the annotation of a GenBank genome assembly.